AGGCCUGACUCAGGAGCGAUCCCGUCACCUGUAGCAUCAAGAUCAGGAUCAGGUAACCAUGGCGGAACCGGAGGGAAAGGGGUUGUUUCUCCGCUUUGGAUGGCCCUUCCCGGACAUGAAGGACCCACCCCUUUCCUUCAGGCUCAGGAGCACCUUUAUUAUUCCCAUGGUGGGCACCUUCAGCAAGAUCCUGCUAAGUUUGUGCAACAGCGUCAAUGGCCAUAAUGUGGAGCGCUUGCAAGAGAUGGUGGAGAAGAGGCCAAAGGGUACGCCGCUGAUCACUGUCUCCAACCAUUACUCCUGCAUUGAUGACCCUGCACUCUGGGGUGUGCUGAAGUGGCGGCACCUGUGGAGUGCCACCACCAUGCGCUGGUCUCCUGCUGCCCAUGACAUUGCCUUUACACGUCGCAUCUACAGCUGGUUUUUCAGCAGUGGGAAAUGUGUACCCAUCAUCCGGGGACUUGGGGUGUACCAGCAAGCAAUGGAUUUUCUGCUGGAGCGUUUAGGGGAAGGUCACUGGGUGCACAUAUUUCCUGAGGGCAAAGUGAAUAUGACACUUGAGAAAAUGCGACUGAAGUGGGGAGUUGGGCGCCUGGUGUAUGACUCAUCAGUGUGCCCCAUUGUGCUGCCCUUCUACCAUGUUGGGAUGGACCGUGUCUUGCCAAACCACCCUCCCUACAUCCCCCGAAUUGGCAGAUGGGUAACAGUGGUGGUGGGUGAACCGCUGGACUUCAGGGCAGAGGUGGAAGAGAUGCGGAGAAGGAAUGAAGAUCCAGCCAAUGCUCGUCGCCACAUCACUGACCGCAUUCAGGAGGAAUUGAGCCACCUGAGGGAGCGUGCUGAGGAGCUCCAUGCAAAGUUGAUGGCUGAGAAGGGAGAAAUGUGGAGGCCAGCAGUGCAUGGCAGGAAGGAAGGUUGUGUAUGAGGUUUUGUAUUAAUCUAUAUUAGGAAGGGAAGGGAAAAUGAUACAAACAACAGCUUUAUCUUUGUAUUUGUUAUUUCUUGCAAGGAGACGUGUUGAAUAUGUUAUUUUAUUUAUUUAAUAACCUAAGUGAAAACUUAGGGUUGGCAGAUCCAUACAAGUAUUACUUUGCUGCUGUGCUCCCUCCAGAAUCCAAACAUUUCCCCCUUAUUUGCUGAAAUUCUUCUCUACUUCUUGCACCUCUUUCAUACAUAUACUCCUUCAAAUGGCCAUCCUUUCCUACUAGGAUCAUUGAUAUAUAGCUGGGAAGAGGUUGCGUGAUAUGCUAUUUGUGGGUAUCAGUAGGGUUAUGUAUGUAUGAAGCAUUGAUUCCCACCACAUUAUGUAAGAAUGUAGAAUAUUUUUUACUUUCAUACAUUCUAGUUAUUCUUGUAUGAUAUGUACCUAGGAAACAACACUUUGAUACGGUUAACUAAAGAUAAUUCAUAGGUCUCGAAUAUAUACAAAUGCUCUUUGCCAUCCAUUUUUCAUCUGCACUCAUUUAUCAUCCAUUCGUUUAUCAUCCUUGUAAAUAUGUUUAUAUACACUAUACAGUUGUAAUUAAUGUGGCUUUAGAAAUAAUACAUAUGAAAUAUUCAUGUAUGUAUAUCAUCUAAAGAGGAGUUAACAUCACAAACAUUCCUCUGUUGUAAGGAUGCACAUAUUUACUAUACUCACUAUUUAUUUACAGUAAAAAAAAACAUGCUGUGUAUUACUGAUGUAUUUAUAUCUUUUUACCAAAGAAAUGAAUUAAUAAGGUGCCAUAGUAAAUACACAUUAUUUUUGUGCCAUGGUGAACAAAAAAAAUGUGUAAUUUUUUCUUGCAACAGUUAAUUCAGAAGCAUAAUACUGUUAACAUUCAUUUUGCAUUAAGAAAAGGAAGGAGUCAGGGAGAACACAUGAGAGAGAAUAAUACAGUUGUAGAGAAAUGAAAUGCAGAGAGAGAAAGAGAGAGAGAGAGAGAGAGAGAGAGAGAGAGAGAGAGAGAGAGAGAGAGAGAGAGAGAGAGAGAGAAUCUUGUGAAUUGCUUAUAUACCAGAGGAAAAAUUAGUCAAAAUAAAAAAAAUAGUGACCCACAUUGUUUACCAGACCACUGUUUACAAGGGUAUGUAGGAGGUAGUGUUAAUGUGCCUGGCUUUAUCUAAAUUCAACAAUAAACAAAUAUUAUACUGUUUUUCCACCAAGGGUCUGCUAAGGUACAUAAUUAUGAGUAGUAUAUUUAUUCCAAAAUGUAUUAUUAAAAAAUUAAUAAUAAUUAACAUUUUCAUAACUAGCUAUCAAUGAAUUUGUUUGUAAUGGCAUUAGAUGUGAUGCAUUUGUAAUGGCAUAAGAUAUGAUGCAUAACAUAAAUAAUUAUUGACAACUAGCAACAUGUCUAUAGGAAUAUGCACAAAAUAUUCUUGAAAUAUUCAUUGCAUUCACAGGUGAUUUUUUUUUUUUUUUUUUUUUUUUUUUUUUUUUUUUUAGUUGAGUUGCAGAAGCUAAAGUUUGAUUAUUCUAUAGCAGGAAGAAUUCACUGAAUCAAUAAUUUUAUCUGCUGAAUUUGUAUGUAUUAUUACAUUAGUGUGAAAACCAGAGGUGACUAAGGUGCUGUUAUCAGUGUUUGCAAGUAUGUCAAUAAGCUGUUGGCCUGCUGAUACAUUGGGACCUGUUCUGUUUAUUGUACAAAUAAGAUUAGAAAAUAUAUUUUUAUUAAACUAUACUUGACUA
Molecule: messenger RNA, 2671 nt
Organism: Scylla paramamosain (green mud crab)
Lineage: Eukaryota; Metazoa; Arthropoda; Malacostraca; Decapoda; Portunidae
Gene: Taz
Product: tafazzin-like
Exons: 4
Coding region: 59-925 (288 amino acids)
Biological process (GO): inner mitochondrial membrane organization; cardiolipin acyl-chain remodeling
Cellular component (GO): mitochondrial membrane
Molecular function (GO): 1-acylglycerophosphocholine O-acyltransferase activity
Source: RefSeq, a predicted model, not a curated record